Molecule: messenger RNA, 1719 nt
Organism: Chaetura pelagica (chimney swift)
Lineage: Eukaryota; Metazoa; Chordata; Aves; Apodiformes; Apodidae
Gene: MKKS
Product: McKusick-Kaufman syndrome
Exons: 4
Coding region: 1-1719 (572 amino acids)
Biological process (GO): protein folding; chaperone-mediated protein complex assembly; intracellular transport
Cellular component (GO): nucleus; kinociliary basal body; cytoplasm
Molecular function (GO): ATP binding
Source: RefSeq, a predicted model, not a curated record
AUGUCUCGCCUUGAAGCUAAAAAGCCUCCUGUAUUUAUUAGUGAACCUUUAAGUAAAGAUGCAGUUGGUCAGUCACUGUCACUGCUGAGUGGAAUAUUCAAGUCUUGCUAUGGUCCUGCUGGUAGGCUUAAGCAGCUCCACAAUGGUGUGGGAGGCUGUGUUUGUACAACUUCACAGUCUGCAGCCAUCCUCAGUCAUCUGCCUGUCAGCCAUCAUGUGCUAAGGGUUUUGACAGCCUCUGUCCAGAACCAUAUAUCCCGCUUCAGUGACUGUGGCUUAUUUACUGCCAUCCUUUGCUGUAGUUUGAUUGAAAACUUUAAAAGCCUGAAUGUUGCAUCUUGCACUGUCAUUGAAAUAAGCAAACAUCUUUUGAGUUUAUGUAUGGACUACCUCAAAUCUGAGGCCUGUGGUUGCCGAGUGCCUGUGGAUUUUGGCAGUGUUGAGACUCUUCUUUGUUUGGUACGUAGCAUAUUAACAAGCAAACCUGCUUGCAUGCUUAAUAAAGCAGAAAUUGAUCAUCUCAGCACGCUGAUUUUAAAGGCUUUUAUGUUUACUGUUCCAUGUCAUGUUGAGACUUGUGCUGUUUUAGGAAAGUGUAUAAUAGUGCCUGUGAAAUGUAGAAGAGUAGUGGAUUCUGCAGUUCUUCCUGGACUACUGAUAGAAACACCAGAAAUUCAAUUGGCAAAACCACUUACUGUCAAAAGAACUUGUUCAAACACAAUCAAGAUAGCAGUUUUCUGUGUGUCCAUGUCAGGAGACAGCUUCAGUCCUGAAGAAGGAACAAUAACAGUCCAUUGUGGAGUUUCUCUAGAAAUGUCAGAGCUGAAUCAGUUGCUUAAUAUAGGAAAGCAGCUGGUUGACGAUGAGGUUGGCCUUGUAGUCUGCCAGAAAGUUAUCCAUCCAUCCUUGAAACAGUAUCUGAAAGAGAACGGGGUCAUGGCUGUGGACAGAGCGGGGCUAUCUCUGAUGGAACCCUUGAGUCGGAUGACAGGUUCAAAGCCUAUAGCUUCCAUCCAUUUGUUGUCUCCCAGUUGUUACGGCAGUUUGGAGGAUGUGUGCCUUGAGAGUUUUGGGUCCAAACAUUUUGUACAUCUAAUUCCUAAGGACACAGUUGUCUGCAGUUUGAUACUGUGCAACAGAAAUGAAACAGCAUGGGAUGAAUUGAAGCGUGCCUGUGAAACUGCAGAACAUGUGUUACAGUUAACAAUCAAGGAACCUUUGGCAUUGUUAGGAGGUGGCUGUACAGAAACUCACUUGGCUUCAUACAUAAGACACAAGAGUUGUAAUCUGUCCACCAGCAGUUUAGACGAUAUGGAUUGUUCUUGGACACAAUAUCAAUUAGUCGCUGAUGGCUUUUGCCGUUCCCUGGAGUCUGUAGCUUGCUCUCUGAAUCAUGAUGGUGGAGAAAUUCUUACAGACAUGGCUUAUGGACACUGUUGGUUUGUUUUGCCAGGUUUUCCCUCUGUCUCUAAUUGGUCAGAUUUAGUUUCAAAAUGUGGCUGUGGCAUUAAUGAUAAGAAUGAAAAUCUCAGCUGGAGGCUUCUACAAAGCCAGUUUGGUUCUCCUUUUACACAGGGCUGCCCUGAAAAGCCCUCAGUAAAGGCUGCUGACUUUCUGGCACUGGACUGCUUCGCUGCAAAGUGUAGUGGCCUACAAGUAGCUCUGGAGACAGCCAACCUGAUUUUGGAUCUCUCAUAUGUAAUUGAAGAUCAGAAUUAG